AUGCCUGUCGUGGACGGAGCAGAUGGCCCGGUGGAUCAAACGUCCUGGUGGCAAGGACUUCACAAGCAGUGGGAGGAGACCCCGCUGCUCCGCGACCGGAUGCGCAAGGGCAUGCAUUUGUUGAUCCCGCAUCCGCUUUGCAGAGCAGAUGAUAAGCCUUCCCCGGAUUUCGUGGAACGCUCGGUGCACAAUUGCCGGCAGAACAAGGAUGUUCUGAUCCCGGCGAUGAAGCGCUGGGCCGACAAUGGUCGCGACACCGUGCCAUCGAUCGACUGUCUUUAUCGUGAGGUGGAGUUGUUCUUUCAGGUUUGUCACCGUGAGGACUUGACGCCCGGGGACACGCACAUGGACUGCUGGACGCUGCGUAAGCUCAUGACUCUAGUCAAGUCUUUGCUGUCCAAGAACAAUCCCCCGACAGACGAAAUCAUGGCAGAGAUUUUCCUUGCCUUCGGCUAUGAAAUUUCUGUCGAGGACCAACUCGCUCCGGAUGAAGAGCCGGAGGUGCCGCAGCCGGCGCCCGAGGAAGUCAUUGAUCAGCCUGAGGAGCAGAGUGAGUCUGAGGACGAGAUAGCAGAAGAUGCUGUUUUGGAGGAUUCUCAACUUCUGCAGGAUUCCGAUAGGUUGGUUGGGGAGGAGCUCCCCAAGCAUGCCCCUAUUGCUGACAAGGAGCCGUUGAGUAUCGGCCGCCCCGUUGCGACCCCGCAGUUCAGGGCCUGCGAGCCACCCGAAGUUGAGGUUCCAGCUGCCCCGAUUGCGACAGAGUCCUAUGAGAACUUGGGUUCCAUGUCUUCGCUUUGUGCUGCAUUGGAUGAGCUGAAGCUUCGUGCCUCCGAAGAGGAGCCUAUCGAUGGCGAGCCUAUUAACAUCUGUUCCGAUGAUGAUGAUGAGAUCCCCGAAGGCCUGAAUGUGGAGACAGAAGCCCAGCGGCUCCAGUCAAGACUUCAGGAACUGCAGGCACUGCACGCAGUUGCCCUUGAACAGCGUGCCAAAGCUUCCAUGCCGGGCUCGCCCCCGCCUCCUGCUAUCGAUCUGGAAGCUGCGCCAGCUCCGAACGAUCCAGCCCCAGAAGUCCCAGAAGCUGCCCUCAACUUGACAGGUUCCGUUAUGGAUACCGCGGAAACUCAGGUCGAUUUGCAGGUGGUGCCUGAAACCGAGCCGGCUCCAGCGAAGGAGACUGAUCCGCUCCUGGCAGCUCUUCCGGAUGUGAGUUGUUGGGAUGGUGUGUCACGACGAGAUCAACACUUGAUGGUCGCCUCUCGCAAGGAGGCCAAGGCGAAUAAGAAGAAGGGCACCACAGACAAGCCGAACAAGAAGCUGAAGCGCAAGAGCUCCCGUCGCAUGAAAAUGUUGAAGAAGGCCAAACGAACCAAGAGAACCAAGGUGACCGAAGAGGCUGGUCCUGAGGCUCCCGAGCCCGAAAGGAUUGUCCCCGAGCCCACCAGCAAAGCCAAAGCCAAAGCGAAGAGCCACGCGAAGCCCAAAGCCAGCCCCAAAGCCACGCCAAAGCGCACCCCGAAGGCCAAGAGCUGCCCGAUGAAGAGUGCCCCGAAGCCCAAAGCCAGCCCCAAGAGUUCCUCGAAUCCGAAGCCAUCGAAGAGAAAGGCUGCUGAAAUGGAGCCCACUGCCCCCACCGAGCCCAGUGCCCCUGCUAGCAAGGGUCGGGGAAGGGGCCGGGGUGGAGGAAAGGGUCGGGGCAAAGGGGGCGACAAGCCCCGUCCUGCCGAUGCUGUGGAUGCUGCAUCCGCAGCAGCCGCACGGCCUGACAAGAGCAAGGUUGCCAUCCUAUCCCGCUACCUCAAGCAGUUCGGUAACAUGCCGUAUGAAGCGACUGGCUUGGAUCUGCACAAGCGCAAGUUCGAUAAAGUGGUCACUCUCAACACGUACUGGAACCGGCCAGCAUGUGGUGUGAAGCUUAAGAGGGAGGGUGAGAAGGCCACGGAGGUUGCUUACUUUUCCAAAGCCUCGUGCCCCACGUCUACCAUUGCAACGCACUUGCAGCUUGCGAUUUGGGUGGUCGAAGCCUGA
Molecule: messenger RNA, 2025 nt
Organism: Symbiodinium sp. CCMP2592
Lineage: Eukaryota; Dinophyceae; Suessiales; Symbiodiniaceae
Source: the annotation of a GenBank genome assembly